UGCCAUUUUAGAAAUUGCAUUUAAAGACAUUGAGCACGGGUUGAAUGAGACUAAAUACUCUAUGAAAAUGAAGUGGAGCCUUAAGAAUUAAAAGGGCUGUUAAUUUUACUCCUUUUUCCGUCCCGUGUUGCAACUGAGAAAAAUAGUUAUUGGUGAGUUUAAAAACGUACAUAAUUUAAGAGGCAGAACACAAGCCAAAAGUAAGUUUGGUUUAUUAUGACAUAUGUUAUGUGAAUCCAUCGACUGAUAAGCAUAAUAAAAGUACAAUCGUGAUUUUAUAGACGUCAUCUACAAAUAUUCCGACCAGCCGGCUGGAAGAUGGGAUCCAUUUUCUCGAAAUGGCAGACAACACCAUCAGAUCAGGCAGACAUUUACGCAAAUAACUGCAAAAUGCAGAAUAAAAAAGCCCGCAGGAAAUUGCGGGCCGCCCUGGAUUGCACAAUUUGCCUGGAUUCUCCUGCCUCACCGAUUAAUCGGUGUCAAAAUGGGCACAUAGUUUGUGGAAUUUGCGCCGGAAAGGUGGGGGAAUGCGGCGUUUGUAAAACUAAGUUGCAAGUUUCCGUCAUGGCGGAACGAUUGUCACGGCAGCUCGACCUGAAAUGCAACUGCCCUUAUUUUGAGUCCGGUUGUGUGAACCCGGUGGCUGCGGCGGAUGUGAAGGAUCACCUGGCCAAAUGCUACUUCAGGGACGUCACGUGCGAAUUCGCAAUGAAACAAUCUGACUGGGAAGACGUGGAAACUAUCCUUCACGCAGUGGUCGGACUCCUCAUCGAUACAAACCACGAUCCAGCUAAGCGACGUGAAGCAUUGGACGAUUAUUGCGGCAGAUAUGGAGGCAAGAUUCCAAUCAGCCUUCGUGAUUAUCCUGCUCACUUGAGAAACGUUCAUCAAAUAGAGUUCCACGAAAUUGUGGAUGGGAAAUGGAUAAGUAUGGAUUAUCUGACUGAAAUGGAUGGAGCUCGGUUUGAAGCAUCACCGACACCACAUGUGAAUGAAGUCAUGCAGAAAAACGGUCACAUUUUUCUCUUCCAUUCCUGCAACGAUGCCGAGCUGGAAAGAAACUGGGUGACGAUCCUCGGAGAUGCGAAGGAAGCCGAGAAAUACGCAUUUCAAGUAGAAAUUAGCAGCCUGGCGAAUUCUGGAAGCAACAUGGAACAAUCCUUCACAAUUCCCGUGUUGGCGUAUCAUGACCACACAAAGUUAAGCAUGGCGGAAAUAACGAAGAACUCCGUGGUCAUCCCGGCCUGUCAUUAUGCGCAAUUUGGAAUAACAAUGGAUUCAGAACCUAAUAAUUGUUUGUGGCUGCAUUUUGAAUUUACAAUAGUUGAGAAACCUUAAAAAAUGGAAAUGUUAAGAAAGAAAUGCAAAUCUUUUUACAUAGUUGCAGGUAAAUAAAAUACACUUAAAAAUCCGGUAGAGUGACAUCUUGACUCCGUACUGGUAUUGAUUUUGUAAUAAUUUCCACCCGAACUGGCAGUUGUUUGUUUUCGAGUUGUAAAUUUUUCAUUAUCACAACACUUAUCACGGCUGUUUAAUCAGCAAUAAAAUUAAUUUAUUCUUGGUUACAGCAGGUGUACACCUGAUUACAUGUAAUUAUUAAUUAUAAUUACGUCACAAAAAUGAAGUUGAUUUUUGAUUAAUUAAUUAAUUACUAAUUCAUUAUCUUUUAUCAAAUUAAUUAAACGAAAUUUCCUGAUAACCCUUCGACCACAAAAUUCAUGGUUUAGAGGUUGGCUUUUUUGCAAGUUUUAUGGAUGCAGAAACCUUUUCAGUGUUGUGAGUCACUCACCUAGGGGACCCUUUGAUGAGGGCAUCAAGCUCGGAGAGGGACAUGUAGCAUGAUAAUAUUACGAAUACAUUCGGUCACGCACGGUUUUCCCUGCCCAAAGAAGAGUAUUUCUUGGGAGUCCCAAUUUAGGACGCAAUAUUUAA
This is a messenger RNA of Folsomia candida, 1932 nucleotides long. RefSeq lists its product as uncharacterized. Gene Ontology annotation, molecular function: ubiquitin protein ligase activity; ubiquitin conjugating enzyme binding. Gene Ontology annotation, biological process: proteasome-mediated ubiquitin-dependent protein catabolic process; multicellular organism development. The transcript has 6 exons. The coding region runs from base 319 to 1338 and encodes 339 amino acids. Lineage: Eukaryota; Metazoa; Arthropoda; Collembola; Entomobryomorpha; Isotomidae. The record is from RefSeq and is a predicted model, not a curated record. Gene Ontology annotation, cellular component: cytoplasm.